Molecule: messenger RNA, 630 nt
Organism: Indicator indicator
Lineage: Eukaryota; Metazoa; Chordata; Aves; Piciformes; Indicatoridae
Gene: NABP1
Product: nucleic acid binding protein 1
Exons: 6
Coding region: 1-630 (209 amino acids)
Biological process (GO): response to ionizing radiation; double-strand break repair via homologous recombination; mitotic cell cycle checkpoint signaling
Cellular component (GO): SOSS complex
Molecular function (GO): DNA binding
Source: RefSeq, a predicted model, not a curated record
AUGAGCGUGGCGAGCGAUACGUGCUUCCUCAUAAAAGACAUAAAACCCGGACUGAAAAACUUAAAUGUCAUCUUUAUUGUGCUGGAGAUCGGGCGAGUCACCAAGACGAAGGAUGGGCAUGAAGUGAGGUCUUGCAAAGUGGCGGAUAAGACGGGCAGCAUCACCCUCUCCGUGUGGGACGAGAUCGGCGGCCUCAUCCAGCCGGGGGACAUCAUCCGCCUGACCAAAGGGUAUGCAUCUCUGUGGAAAGGAUGCCUGACGCUUUACACAGGACGAGUAGGCGAGCUGCAUAAAAUUGGGGAGUUCUGCAUGGUGUACUCAGAAGUGCCAAACUUCAGUGAGCCUAACUCAGAACAUGUCGGGCAGAACAAACUGGCACAGGGUGAACAGAAUAAUAGUUCUGCAUCAAGCAAUAUGGGUUCUUGUACUUUUGGGCCUCUGGGAAAUGGUUUACAAACUGGACCUGAAUCAAGUGGAUUUCCAUUCACAUAUAACCAUGGCCACAGUUACGCAGGUAGUGGGAGAGGCAGUGGGCGAGGACCUAUAAAUCCAGCACCAGCUAAUAGCCUUCAGCCUCAUCCCCCUGCUGUCAGUAAUGGGAGGGACCCACGCAGAGCCUUUAAAAGAUGA